GGACCGACUGACCGACUCCCUGCGGGCAGCGCUGCGGCGGGGGCGCGGACGCUGGGCGUCCGGGGCCAGCCCCGGCCCUCCCCAUCCCGUUGCGCCCCACCCCGUCCCGUCGGGGCCGAUGGCUCCACCCGAAGCUCGCAACCCGGGGGGCGCAGGGUAGAGCCCCCUCGGCCAGGCUACGCAACCCCGGGGACUCCCGGGCCCUCCCGGAGUCCCCCGCGGAGUCCCCGCCGUCCGUCCGGCGGGCUAAGGGAGCGAGUGGGAGCGCCCUCCCCCCGCCGCCCCUUCCCCAGCUCGCGUCGAGACAAGAUGCUGCCCGGGCUCAGGCGCCUGCUGCAAGGUCCUGCCUCGGCUUGCCUGCUGGUGCUGCUCCUGGCGCUGCGCCCCGCGGCCCCCAGCUGCCCCAUGCUCUGCACCUGCUACUCCUCCCCGCCCACCGUGAGCUGCCAGGCGAAUAACUUCUCCUCCGUGCCGCUGUCCUUGCCACCCAGCACUCAGCGUCUCUUCUUACAGAACAACCUCAUCCGCACACUACGGCCAGGCACCUUCGGACCCAACCUGCUCACCCUGUGGCUCUUCUCCAACAACCUCUCCACCAUCUAUCCGGGCACUUUCCGCCACCUGCAGGCCCUGGAGGAGCUGGACCUUGGUGACAACCGGCACCUGCGCUCCCUGGAGCCCGACACCUUCCAGGGCCUGGACCGGCUACAGUCAUUGCACCUGUACCGCUGCCAGCUCAGCAGCCUGCCCGGCAACAUCUUCCGAGGCCUGGUCAGCCUGCAGUACCUCUACCUCCAGGAGAACAGCCUGCUCCACCUUCAGGAUGACCUGUUCGCGGACCUGGCCAACCUGAGCCACCUCUUCCUCCACGGGAACCGCCUGCGGCUGCUCACCGAGCACGUGUUCCGCGGCCUGGGCAGCCUGGACCGGCUGCUGCUGCACGGGAACCGGCUGCAGGGCGUGCACCGCGCGGCCUUCCGCGGCCUCAGCCGCCUCACCAUCCUCUACCUGUUCAACAACAGCCUGGCCUCGCUGCCGGGCGAGGCGCUGGCCGACCUCCCCAGCCUGGAGUUCCUGCGGCUCAACGCCAACCCCUGGGCCUGCGACUGCCGCGCGCGGCCGCUCUGGGCCUGGUUCCAGCGCGCGCGCGUGUCCAGCUCCGACGUGACCUGCGCCGCCCCGCCCGAGCGCCGGGGCCGCGACCUGCGCGCGCUCCGCGAAGCCGACUUCCAGGCCUGCCCGCCCGCCGCGCCCACCCGGCCCGGCGGCCGCGCGCGCGGCGGCGGCGGCAACGGCUCCUCCAACCACCUGUACGGAGUGGGCGGGGCCGAGGCGGGGGGCGGGGCCGAGCCCGGCGCGCCCCCCGCGCACCCCUCCACCCUCUACCGCGACCUGCCGGCCCCCGAGGACGCGCGGGGCCGCCAGGGCGGGGACGCGCCCACCGAGGACGACUACUGGGGGGGCUACGGGGGCGAGGACCGGCGCGGGGAGCAGACGUGCCCCGGGAACGCGUGCCAGGCGCCUGCGAACUCGCGCGGCCCGGCGCUCUGGGCGGGGCUCCGCACCCCUCUGCUCUGCCUCUUGCUCCUGGCGCCCCAUCACCUCUGACCUGUGGCGACUCAAGAGGCCUCGGUUCAAGUCCUCCCACCACCACCACCACCACACCCCUUCUGUUCCCGCGGCGCCUCAGCUCUGCCCACCGCCCCCUGGCCUGCUGCCUUCCUUUCUUAUUUUUGCCCUUCCUCCCCGUCCCCCUCCUCUCCGUCCUCCUCCUCCCCCUCCCCUUCCGGGGACCAGGCUGCAUCCCCUGGCCUUUCCGAUGUAAGGCAGUCCAGAGAGGGUGUGUGGUGGCUCGACCCUAGUCACCCUAACUCUGGCCAUUAACUCCCCUCCCUCAUCCCGAGCUGGGGGGGAGUGGGGCACCCCAGGCAGCCGUCCAGCGCCCCCCUCCCCAUCUCCAGGACCCACAGUGGACUCAAAGGGGCUUUUAUCUGCAGAGCAUUUCCCACCAGCAGAGCCUUUGGAAGCUCCCCCUCCCCCCGAGGGGAGCCCCCAGCCACCCACCCACCUAGGACCCUCCCGGAAGGAUGCUUCCAGCCAGGGGCCGGGCUGACCGUGGGCCUUGCUUAUCCCGGUCCCCCCCUCUGCCUCCCGACACUGGAGGAAUAUUUUUUUUCUCCUAAAGUCUACUCGGGACAUUUUUUUAGGGUGCCUGGAGAGAGAGCGAGAGAGAGCUUUCCUCUCCACCGCGGACCCUGUGUGGUGACGAUCAAAAGUUG
Perognathus longimembris pacificus (Pacific pocket mouse) is the source of this 2279-nucleotide messenger RNA. It is a transcript of the gene Rtn4rl2, whose product is annotated as reticulon 4 receptor like 2. The transcript is spliced from 3 exons. The record is from RefSeq and is a predicted model, not a curated record. Gene Ontology annotation, cellular component: plasma membrane. Gene Ontology annotation, molecular function: protein binding. NCBI's taxonomy places the organism in Eukaryota, Metazoa, Chordata, Mammalia, Rodentia, Heteromyidae. The coding region runs from base 310 to 1608 and encodes 432 amino acids.